GGUGCUAAUACCAGUCGUAGAAAUAAUUUGUUUCAACACUAUAUAUUGCCCAUUGUUUUAUUGAAGUCCAAUGCUGAUGAUAUCCAAGCAAUCUCACCUUGGUGCUGCCAUCCCCCCCAUUUCAGAGAUGGAAGGGCACCCUCAAAAUUCUCCCAAACUAGGGAAUCCCAUUGACGGUGAUGAUGCAAAGUAUUUAUCUGGCCUCAGUAUGAUUCCGGUUGCCACAAUUCAGGAAGCUAAAGACAGGAUUUCUCAGAUAGAAUCUAUUUUCUGCAGCCAGCUCUUCCCUAAUUUCCAAUCAAAAUCUAAAAGCCUGCAGAAAAUAUAUUCGGAGGCCAGGAAAACUGCAGAAGAGGCAUACAAAGAGAAGGAAAAGGAUCUGAGACUCCAAAUUGAAAGAAUUCAACUUGAAAGGCAACAACGCCUUGAAGAGAACCAGUCUCUCAAGCUUGAGAUGGAAAAGCCAUCAAAGGAGCAGGAAGAGAAGACAAACCAGUUACUUGACAAGAUAAGAAGUCAACACCUCAAGAUUGGUGAGCUAGAACGGAAGCUUAAGAAUAAGUCUGAGGAAGUUGAUGAGGCCAGGAAAACUGCAGAAGAGGCAUACAAAGAGAAGGAAAAGGAUCCGAGACUCCAAAUUGAAAGAAUUCAACUUGAAAGGCAACAACGCCUUGAAGAGAACCAGUCUCUCAAGCUUGAGAUGGAAAAGCCAUCAAAGGAGCAGGAAGAGAAGAUCAACCAGUUACUUGACAAGAUAACAAGUCAACACCUCAAGAUUUGUGGGCUAGAACGGAUGCUUAAGAAUAAGUUUGAGGAAGUUGACGAGGGAAUGGAAUUGCAGAAUAGAUUUAUCCAAAUGGCUUAUUCAAAAGAUACUGCCAUUGUAAAAUGGGGAAAACAACUGAAUGAGUAUGAAGACAAGACAAAUGAGCUUCUUGCCAAAGUGAAUAGCCUUGAGAAAAAAGUUGAUGUGCUCCAAGAGGAGCUUAGAAGCAAGACUGAAAAAGUAGCAGAGGGAAAGGAGUUGCAAGAGAACUUACUCAAAAAGAUUGAGUCACUUGCCUCGGAAAUUGUAGCUAAUGAGAAGCAAUUGAAUGAUAAUGAAAAGGAGAAAAAGUUACUCAUGUACAAAUUAGAACGUAUGGAAGAUAGUGCCAGUGGACUUCAAAAGGAGCUUGAGAAAAAGACUUGUGAGGUUGAGGAGGGAAGAAAAUUACAAAACCAUUUACUUCAACAGAUUGAUUUGAAUAACAUUGAAAUGUCAAAGAACAAACAGCAGUUGGAGGAGUGUGAGAAAGAGAAUAAGCUGCUUCUGGCCAAAGUAAUUGGUUUACAAGAGAAAAUAAAUGAUUUACAGGUAAAUCUCGGAGGAAGGAGAAAAGAAGGAAGUGAUUCAUAUGAAAAGUUGCUUCAACAGAAUGACACGAAGGCCUCUGAGUUAUUGGCUGAGAAGAAGAAAAGAAGGACUCUUGAAGAUGCCCACAAAAAAUUGAUAUCUCAACACAACUUCCUCCUCUCAAAGUAUGUUCUUACUACGGAUAAUAUGCUCCCUCAAAGUGAUUCAAUCAUUUGUAAUCAGAAUUUGAUAACUUUGCCGGAUCUUGUAAACAAAAUUUCAGACACAUCUGCAGCUCUUUGUGACACAAAAAAAGUGAAGCAUGACAGUGGAAGCUCGGAGGAACAGAAAGGAGCCAAAUUAAUUCAAGCCUCAAGCUUUGGUUCUCCUACUUCCAAUUUCCCCAUUGCAUCAAAAUCUCACUUGGAUGUAAAAGCUGCCCCAUUAGCUGGUUCAAAGCGGCCUGCAUCUUGUUGGAGAGAGACCAGGUCCCGUCAAUGCCAGGGUGGGCCUGACCCCCGUGAUGAUUUUCUCGACACUCCCCUUGAGAACAUCAGAGGAAACUUAAACAAAGACUUGAAGGAACCAGUUCGUGACCCUCCAGUACCUAUUCAGAAAAACAUGGAUUUUGACAGCUUAGAUGAUGAAACAGAGGAUAUGGAUGGUAAUAGCAGCCCGCAAAAGCAGCAGAUGCCAGUUACAAUGGCCAGCGAAAAAGGUUUCAAGUAUAUUGAACCAGUAAGAAAGAAAGUUGAUCGGGAAAAAUUAAAAGGAGUUGAAUGCAAACAGCGUAAGAAGUUCUACGAUGCUGUACUACUCAAUGAUGUGGGAAGGGAUACUAACGGUAAUCAGCGGAAUUUCCGCUGUGAACAUCAUGAUGGUGUUUCUGGGCGUCAGUAUAGGCAUGUCCCUCCCUUGACCCCUGAAGGAUUUUGGAAUAUUGAAUUUUAUCAGAUUAUGAACAGAAUGAAGAUGAACAAAGGAAGAGAUCAAGAACAGAGAAAGAACAGAGAGUAAAUUAAGAAGAGUAAUCUGGAGAGAAAAAUGAUCUCUUUGUAUAUUGAAUGUACUGAAUAAUGAAAAUGUAUUACAAGCUAAGUAUAUAUACAAU
This is a messenger RNA of Alnus glutinosa, 2447 nucleotides long. RefSeq names its product protein gamma response 1-like. Gene Ontology annotation, cellular component: site of double-strand break. Gene Ontology annotation, molecular function: Y-form DNA binding; damaged DNA binding; double-stranded DNA binding. The record is from RefSeq and is a predicted model, not a curated record. Lineage: Eukaryota; Viridiplantae; Streptophyta; Magnoliopsida; Fagales; Betulaceae. The transcript has 2 exons. Gene Ontology annotation, biological process: DNA double-strand break processing involved in repair via single-strand annealing; double-strand break repair via homologous recombination. The coding region runs from base 71 to 2353 and encodes 760 amino acids.